AUCUGUCAUAUCAUGAAUAGUUUUUAGUUGAUAAAGUAGCGGUCACGUGCACUUUUGAAAUUCACGUUACUUGUGUGUUUGGCAAGGAUUUGGAUUCUGUGACAACUGAUAUUGUACAGAUACAUAUUCUUACCGAGACUUAUUAUAACAUUGUUUCCUGGCGUCAAACAUGGCAAAUAUAAAAUCGAAAGUACUUAAACAAAAGGAUUCUGGUAAAUGUUCAAUGAGGACUGCUAUGGAUGUUGUGAAACGAGUUUUAUGGGAUGAAAUGAUUCCUCAGGAAUCUAUAACUAUUGGAUAUUUAGACAGAUUUAAAGGUAUAAUAGAAAAGCCUUUUGAUGCCUUCUCUUGGGAACCUUUGGAUAGUUUGGAUUACUUUACCUUUGGUGUUCCUGAACACCGUAUUCAGUACUUUAAAUACAAAGAUCUAGUUGUAUGGGAUAAACGUUUCAGACUAGAUCGUGUUUUCGGUAGUAGUCGUUCAACCAAAACUAUUCGAGAUGUGAUUGAAAAGUAUGAGAAAUACUGUAAAGUUUCUGAAAACGUUCCCGACAUUCUUCUUGAUAAUAAAAAUGGUGGUGUUUCAUUUCGAUGGAGCUUAGAGUCUUUAGACGAUAGUCGUCUUUCAGAAACUCAAACAGAAGAGUCUAUGGAUGAUACAGUAUCAGAGAAAUCUAAACAAAGACCGAAUUUUUUCAUUUGUCAACGAAUAGAAUCUCCUAUAUUUAUUGAAAAGGCGAAAAAGAUCCAGUCACACAUUUGCAGCAGUCAGCCACUUUAUAAAGAUUGUUGUCUAGACGCAAAGCUUUUUCAUCUUACUUUGUUAACAGUACGACUAGAAGAUAGUUCCCAAAUAUCAAAGUGCAUGGAAGCGCUUAAACAAUCAGAGAUGGAGCUUCAUAGUUGUGUUCCAAAGGACCAACUAACAAUAAAAGGCGUAAACAGUUUUCGUGGUCGAGUAAUAUACGCAGCUGUCGAAUUAGAUGCAAGUUUGGAAUUGUUUGUUAACCAGUUGAACAAAAUUCUUCAAAUGAAAGGUUUCCAGACAGAUGAUCAAAGGAAAUUUACACCCCAUGUUACACUAAUGAAGGUUACUCGAUCAGUGUUUAAAAAGACUGGAGAGAAAAAAGUUGAACCUAAUUUAUACAGUGAAUUCGCAGACAUGGAAUUUGGAAAACAACCUAUCGAUUCAAUUCAUUUAUGUGCUAUCGGGAAACCUCACGAUGUUAAUGGCUUUUAUCGUACUUUUGGUAAUAUAGAUUUCAGCAAUCAGACUUUGAAGUCAGAAUGAUUUUUGAACUUUUACAAUUAUCUUAUUUUAAUACCCUUGUAGCAUAUAUCUCUUAGAUAUAAUGGUGAUAUUGAAGAUGUCUAUAAUAUUUCUAUUUCUUUUAUAUUUUCAUGCAGAUUUAUUUGUAAUAAUACGUAUACAUUGAACACAAUAAACUACUUCUGUAAGACUUAUUCUAUUUGUUUACUAGCCAUUGAAUGAGUG
This is a messenger RNA of Trichobilharzia szidati, 1495 nucleotides long. Lineage: Eukaryota; Metazoa; Platyhelminthes; Trematoda; Strigeidida; Schistosomatidae. The record is from the annotation of a GenBank genome assembly.